UGAUCUCUAUCUCUACAUUAUCUCUUAAUUGCUUCAUAUUAAUUAUUUGGUUUUCUUGAAACAUGGCAAUAUCUGGUAAAAUUAGUGUUGAAGUUGUGAUCCAAGUACCAGUUUCAAAGUUCUUCCACAUUUUGGCAAAGGAAUUCCACACUGUCCAAAACAUUUGUGAAAGAGUGCAUGGAGGCAACUUGCACCAAGGUGAUGAUUGGCAUUGCACUGAUUCGGUCAAAAAUUGGACUUGUCUAGUAGAUGGUAAGGUAAUUACAUUCAAAGAAAAAAUUGAAGACAUCGAUGAAGAGAAGAAGUUGAUUAAAUACAGCAUCUUUGAUAGAGAUAUCGGUCAAAACUACAAACUCUUUAAGAGCAAUGUUCAAGUGACUGAGACAAACAAUGAGAGUGCUAAUGUUAAAUGGACUAUUGAAUACGAGAAGAUCAAUGAGGAUGUUAAAACUCCAUACGGCUUCUUGGAAUUUUUAGAGAAGAGUACUAUAGAAGUUGGUGACCAUCUUCACAAGGCAUAGCUCUCCAACCAUUAUAAUUAAAGGA
Arachis duranensis is the source of this 546-nucleotide messenger RNA. Its product is annotated as MLP-like protein 43. The record is from RefSeq and is a predicted model, not a curated record. The coding region runs from base 63 to 521 and encodes 152 amino acids. NCBI's taxonomy places the organism in Eukaryota, Viridiplantae, Streptophyta, Magnoliopsida, Fabales, Fabaceae. Gene Ontology annotation, biological process: defense response. The transcript is spliced from 2 exons.